UCAGCAAAAAAAAGAGCUUCGAGGAAAUGAUCAAAAAGUUAAUUCCCGAAUAAAGCAAUAUUUUUGCUUGUGUUCAAAAAUGCCAAAUUUAUGCAUGAGCUAACAACUUUUAAUGCAAAUGCAAAAAAUAGCAAAACAAAAUACACAAAAAAAAAAGAGCCACAAAUAAGUUCGCUUUGGUGACUAAUUAGCUGAACGCGCCGUCGGAAUCUCAGUUCGGAAUACUUUAAUGAAUCAAAAAUUCAAAUAAAAUCAACGACAAAUCUUAAUCAGUGAGGGCCAGCAGCACCACCCAAAAAGCAUCAUCUAAAUUCAAAUUAAGCAACAAACACCACAACACACACGGCGGCCAGACAUUGUUGGGAUUUAUGAAAUCAAAAAGAUGAAGUCAAACACGUACGAGCUGCACAACUACGCCGACCUGAACAUGGACAGUGGCAGUCCCACGAAGAAGGAUUCCCGCAAGCGUAAGGCGACGAGUGCCCGCGGCGAAAAGUAUUCCCUGCGCCAGAAGCGACAGAAGCGCAGCGCAUCCGUUGAUGAGGAGCUGCCCGACCUCGACCUGGAGCUGGAUAGCCUUGGGCCGGCGACGACAAGCAAAAGGCCAAAGAAGAGCAAUUCCGCGAGCAAGGCCAAGACGAAAGCACCGCCCCUGAGCAAGUAUCGCCGCAAGACGGCGAAUGCCAGGGAGCGGACACGCAUGCGGGAGAUCAACACGGCAUUUGAGACGCUGCGGCACAGCGUGCCCCAAGCCAUAACCGGCGAGGAUGCGGCAAAUGCCAGCGAGAAGCUGACCAAGAUCACAACCCUGCGUCUGGCCAUGAAGUACAUACAAAUGCUGAGCGAUUCCAUGGAGGAUCCCAGCUACGAGCGGGAGUUCAUUGGCGAGUGUCUGGAGGAGAGCGCCCAUCGGGAGGCGCUCGUCAGCGUGGACACCGAGCCGGAGCUGGAGGUGGAGCUGCAAGUGCCAGCAGCGGCAGCGGCACCGAAGAAAACCGCAAAGUCCAAGGCUGCCAGCAAGAAGUCCGCGACAGCGGCCAGCAAACGGCAAACGCAGAAGCUGGCCAAGCAGGGGCCCCCCACACAGACGGCGGCAACGACGACAACGUCACCGAUGAGUUCGGGCGAGUCUUGCUAUGCCGCCUCAUCCAUAGGUUCGCCUGGCUCUUGUGCUGGCACCGCCUGUUCGCCCAGCUCUGCCUACGCCUCGCUCUCGUCCUCCGCCUCGAAUAUUAGCAGCAGCCAGCGCAGUCCCAGCAGCAGCCAGCGCAGCAGCAGCAGCAGCAGCAGCAGUCCCGUGCUCGAGCCCGAUGGCAGCCUAAUGGGUCUGCAGGGACUCAGCGAACUGGACACGCUGCUGCUCGAGUCUGAUGCGGAGUCCCUGCAGUGUCUGAGUCCCGGCUACGAGGGUCUGUUGAGCAGCGGCGAAUCCAUACUGCCGUGUCGCGGCGACAUGCCCAUGCCCGGCUGCCUGGACAAGCCGGAUGUGGAGCUGAGCCUGCGCAUGCUCGAUGCGCAACACUCCACGGACUCCUUUGACUUUGCCAGCGAUCAGCAGCCGUCGGCGUGCAUCAGUGCGUUGGAUGCGCUGGAUGGCUGCUAUCCCUGGGGACCCGGGGACCUGCUGCACGGCGACUUCUCCGAUAUAUUUCUCACGUGAGGCGUGCCGUGCUGUGCCGCCUACCACUAGUAGCCACUGUUACACACUCGUUUUAAGCCCUUAAAAAUUAGUUGUUAAAGUGCGAGAUUUCACUGUUAGCCAUUUAGCCAUGCGAACAAGCGGCGCACGGAAUUCAUUGUGUCAUA
Molecule: messenger RNA, 1806 nt
Organism: Drosophila subobscura
Lineage: Eukaryota; Metazoa; Arthropoda; Insecta; Diptera; Drosophilidae
Gene: tx
Product: helix-loop-helix protein delilah
Exons: 2
Coding region: 383-1660 (425 amino acids)
Molecular function (GO): protein dimerization activity
Source: RefSeq, a predicted model, not a curated record